Molecule: messenger RNA, 2204 nt
Organism: Leopardus geoffroyi (Geoffroy's cat)
Lineage: Eukaryota; Metazoa; Chordata; Mammalia; Carnivora; Felidae
Gene: PIM3
Product: Pim-3 proto-oncogene, serine/threonine kinase
Exons: 6
Coding region: 297-1277 (326 amino acids)
Biological process (GO): protein autophosphorylation; regulation of mitotic cell cycle; negative regulation of apoptotic process
Cellular component (GO): cytoplasm
Molecular function (GO): ATP binding; protein serine/threonine kinase activity
Source: RefSeq, a predicted model, not a curated record
CCGCGGCCCAAAACCCCGGGGCGAGGCGGCCGGGGCGUGUGAGCCGCUCGCUGCUGCGCGCGCACGCGGUCCACGCGCGGCUCGGCCCGGGGCCCCUGCGCCGCGCGGACUGCCUCGCCCGAGCGGGUCCCCGCGCUUCCCGCCUCGCCGCCGCGGCCGCCUCCGUCCGAGGCUCGGGGCUCCGCGCGGCGCCGGGAGGCCGCCCUCUCGCGUCUGCUGCCGCGCGGGGAGCCGGGCCGGGUGAGAGGCGGCGGAGAGCCCGGGGGCCGCGGGCCCGCGCCCCGCUGCCGCCCGCGAUGCUGCUCUCCAAGUUCGGUUCCCUGGCGCACCUCUGCGGGCCAGGCGGCGUGGACCACCUCCCGGUGAAGAUCCUGCAGCCAGUUAAGGCGGACAAGGAGAGCUUCGAGAAGGUGUACCAGGUGGGCGCCGUGUUGGGCAGCGGAGGCUUCGGAACAGUCUACGCGGGCAGCCGCAUCGCCGACGGACUCCCGGUGGCCGUGAAGCACGUGGUGAAGGAGCGGGUGACCGAGUGGGGCACCAUCGGCGGCGCGGCCGUGCCCCUCGAGGUGGUGCUGCUGCGCAAGGUGGGCGCGGCGGGCGGCGCGCGCGGCGUCAUCCGCCUGCUGGACUGGUUCGAACGGCCCGACGGCUUCCUGCUGGUGCUCGAGCGGCCCGAGCCGGCCCAGGACCUCUUCGACUUCAUCACGGAGCGCGGCGCCCUGGACGAGCCCCUGGCGCGCCGCUUCUUCGCUCAGGUGCUGGCCGCCGUGCGCCACUGCCACGGCUGCGGGGUCGUGCACCGCGACAUCAAGGACGAGAACCUGCUGGUGGACCUGCGCUCCGGCGAGCUGAAGCUCAUCGACUUCGGCUCGGGCGCGCUGCUCAAGGACACGGUCUACACCGACUUCGACGGCACCCGGGUGUACAGCCCCCCGGAGUGGAUCCGCUACCACCGUUACCACGGGCGCUCGGCCACGGUGUGGUCCCUGGGCGUGCUGCUCUACGACAUGGUGUGUGGGGACAUUCCCUUCGAGCAGGACGAGGAGAUCCUGCGAGGCCGCCUCUUCUUCCGGAGGAGGGUCUCCCCAGAGUGCCAGCAGCUCAUUCAGUGGUGUCUGUCCCUGCGGCCCUCGGAGCGGCCGUCGCUGGACCAGAUCUCCGCACACCCCUGGAUGCUGGGGGCGGAGGGGGGCCCCGCAGAGAGCUGUGACCUGCGGCUGCGCACGCUGGACGUGGACGACGGGGCCAGCACCACCUCCAGCAGCGAGAGCUUGUGAGGAGGGGCCCGGGCCUGGCUUGUGGAGCCAGAGGGACCCACCCCACCCGGGCUGUCUGCUUCCUGCACAGGCAGUGACCUCUGACUCCUGGUGACCUUUGCCUUCGGCACCGGGCUGUUUCCUUCGCUUUGAGUGCCUUUUCGAACGCUGCUCUCGCGGGACUUGGUCUUUUCAAGCUCUGUCUGUCCAAAGACGCUCCGGUCCAGGCGGGGGCCCGUCCGGCCUGGCCUGGGCAGGUGCGGGGCCCCGAGACCGUCCCUCUCUUGUGCUGCUCCGGGAGGCAGGCCUGUUGGACUGUGUCGGACCAGGAGCAUGUCCUGUGGCCUCAGCUCACGGGGAGGGGGGCACGGGGCCUCUGGUGCCCGCUCCCCCCUGCCCCCUCUUCCCGCGCCCGCCUGUCCGUCAGUGUUCGUCCGGGCACGUCUGUGCACUAGCAAUGCAACGUUGGGGCCUCCGCCGCCUGUGCGCGCGCACGUCUAUUUAUGGUCUGACCCUGAGGAGGGCUAUUUAUUGUUUAAUUUAUUUGCGGGCGUUCCCUCCUCCCGGCGCCCCCACCUUCUGCAGGCCCCGGGGUGGGGGUGGUGGCCGUGUGUGUGGACCCCAGGUCCCGGUCCUACCUGUGUCUGUCGGAAGGUGGACUUGUACAGUGGCUAAUUUGGGGGGAGAGGGUGCCUCCCCCACCUCGUGGCUCUGCGCCUCGGGCGUGGGGGGGGGGGGGGUUUAAAUUAUUGACCUUGUACAGUCCGCUUGUUGGCUCUGGAGGCUGGGGGGUGGGGGGACAGAGUCUCAAGCCUUUAAUUUAUUGUAGCAGCUGUCUCUGUGGUCCAGGUGCACACCGUGGAUGGGGUUUCUUUCGGUUCAAAAGUGAGAUGUCUGGAGAUCCUAUUUUUUAUACAGGUAUUUCAAUUAAAUCGUUUUUGUAUAUAA